Molecule: messenger RNA, 2210 nt
Organism: Larimichthys crocea (large yellow croaker)
Lineage: Eukaryota; Metazoa; Chordata; Actinopteri; Sciaenidae
Gene: cxh19orf67
Product: chromosome X C19orf67 homolog
Exons: 8
Coding region: 73-1146 (357 amino acids)
Source: RefSeq, a predicted model, not a curated record
AAGCUGAGGAGAAGGUAACAGCUCAACCGUUAACUACGCAGCUGUGAUAAAGUGUUAUUAAAACCACAAAGUAUGUCAGACAUUGAAGUUCAGGUUGAGGUGCGCGUUGCCUCAGACUCACCAUCGGGACAACAGGAGGCCGUGAGCGGUGAGACGGCGUCAGACAGCACGGGGAGUGUUCAGCACACCGGGCACCGAGAGGUGGAGGAGUCGCUGUCGUUGCUGGCCUGCGUUGCUCUGGCGCCACCCCGUGGUGACCCCGCAGCCUGCAGCUGUGACUGUGAGGGCUGCGUCUGUGUGGAGGGUGGACGGGUGGAGGGGAGCCUCCAGUCCAUGCAGCUGCAGCUCCAGUUCCUCAUGAGCAAAGCUGCAAAGUUACAGGACUGCCUUGCCAAUGUACAGGACCAGAUAGAGAAAGAUGCUCUUGCUGCUGAAGUGCCAAGUUUCCUUUACACAUGUCAGCCUUACUUUAACCAGCUGGAAUCUGCAGCUAAGAUCCCCGUGCCUCAGCUCGGCUCUCAGGCCUUUGACAUCUAUCCAUGGCGCAUGCAGCUGUUGGAUUUCUCUCAGCAGCUGUGUGACAGGUUAGAGCAGCUGGUGGUGACCUACGCCAGCUACGGCCUCCUCUGUUUGGACGAGACCGAGCCUAACAGUGUGUCUCACUUCUGCAUCGGUCAGCGUCAACUCGGGCGACUAAGGCUGUCCACGUUCCUCUACUGCAGGCCGACGCCGUACCUGGCCCGGGUCAAUACCGGCCUGUACAAACGAAUGCGCUGGAACGUGGACAGACUCAGAGAUGAACAGCAGCAGAUGGGUCGAGAGCAGGGUGGAGAGAGUGAGGCAGAAACGGUCGGCGACACAGAGUAUUACUUCCUGUGCUACGAAGAUAUUCCCAAUGAACACAGAGCAGCUGGUGGGGAUAGCGCAGGCGCCUCUCAUGAUAACAUGUUGAGGAUGUGGUCCAUCGGUCAGUGGGUGCAGAUGAACCCUAACCCAGACACAGAGGACAUCUAUGACUGGAUCUUGUGUGAGGUUCCUCAGGCCUGCUAUCACAGGCUGCUGUUUCUGGGCAGCGCUGAGCCGUCGAGCUGCAGUGCUACAGACUUCCUGCAGCAAGUGCUGUUGUCACGGCAAGCAAAAGAGUGAUGUCAGGCCCUACAGGAGGAGUGUGUUUGUAUUUUAGUGAUGGUUGGAAAGAUAAAAAAGCAUGUUGAAAGAGUUAAAUCCUCAAGACAGUUAUUAAGUAAAUAUGUCAUUAGAUUUAUGUGAGAGUCUAAAAGAUUGAACAUCUAGUUUCUUAUGGACGUCGGAGCAGAAACACCCGAGCUUGACUCACAAGCACGACUGUAAACCAUGACACUCUCAGUCAGAGGACCUGUUUGUUGGUUUAUCCAUAUUUAAAUCUGAAGAGGAUUGUGUGUUCAUAACAUGCUGUGGCUGGUGUUUGUUUCAAAGUUUUCUCAGUCUCAGUUACAUAAAGAGUUUUAUACUGUACAAUGUGACGCGUGUGUUGUAAAUGUUUGCUUCACAUUAUGUUGUCACUUUAUUCUGCUCAGUGUGUUAAUGCUGUAAGUUUGGAAAGAUUUUAUAAGAGUUUGUAAAUAGUUUAUUUUUUAAAGAGCCUUUGUCUUGUAAAGAAGAAAUCCAGAAAUAUUAAAAAAAAACAUUUUAUUUACAUGAAACAUUGCAUUGAAAUAAUUACACACAAUCACAGAUUUCUGUCUUUCAGAAAAUCCAAAGAAACGAAGACAAAACUUUACAUUUUAAAAACAAGCUGCCAUGAUUUGGGCUCCACAAGUGACAAUGCCCAUCAUUUACUUCAUUUUUCAACAGGUUCAUUAAGCCAUUUAAAUUAGUUCACACAGGUCCUCAUUUUCAAUAAAUUAAACUCAAAGUUUUGUGUUUUGGAUCCUAAGUAAUAAAUUUGUUCCCUCGUAGUUUAGUCGUCUUUGCUCAGUUUGACGGUCUAACCAUUCAUUGACUGGACAUGAAGUAUAAGAUGCAAGCAAUUUACUUACAACAAACAAUAAAAUCUACCAUUUACACCCAACAUCCUUUGUUAUAUAUUCAAUAUAAAUCUAUAUAGGACUCUUAAAGGGCAACUAUACUUCUAAAUCUCUAAAGUACAAAAGUAAAGUGGAGUUUCCCUUUUUUACAGUGAGCAGUCUUCAAACAAGAUACACACAAAUACACUACACAAACAUGAGAAA